Molecule: messenger RNA, 991 nt
Organism: Tarenaya hassleriana
Lineage: Eukaryota; Viridiplantae; Streptophyta; Magnoliopsida; Brassicales; Cleomaceae
Product: oligouridylate-binding protein 1B-like
Exons: 4
Coding region: 177-509 (110 amino acids)
Cellular component (GO): nucleus; cytoplasm
Molecular function (GO): mRNA binding
Source: RefSeq, a predicted model, not a curated record
UAUAAUGAUAAUUUAUUUUAUUUAUCCUUUUAAAUAUUAAUAUAUAUAUUUUGAACCGCCAUGACGUCCACCAUAUAUAUUCAUGACCUAUAUUUUGCUCGACACAAUGGAUUACCAUACGCUAUUGAUAACAUUGCUUUUUUCUCAAGUAAAUGGUUGGGUAGCAAACAGAUUAGAUGCAACUGGGCGACACAAAAGGUGCAACACCUUGUGAAGACAAGCAAAGCUCUGAUGUAAAUAGUGUUGUUGAAUUUACAAAUGGCUCUUCAGUGGAGGAUGGUAAAGAGACAGCAAACGAGGAUGCUCCUGAAAACAAUCCUCAGUUCACUACUGUUUAUGUCGAGAACCUUGCUCCCGAGGUAAAUCAGAUUGAACUACACCGCCAUUUCCAUGCCCUAGGUGCUGGAGUUAUCAAAGAGGUCCGUGUCCAGCGAGACAAAGGCUUUGGUUUUGUUAGAUAUAGCACUCAUGCCGAGGCUGCUCUCGCUAUUCAAAUGGGCAACUCUUAGCCUUAACUCUUCAACAGACAGAUAAAGUGUUUUUGGGGAAACAAGCCAACUCCACCAGGAACGGCCUCAAACCCACUUCUCCCACCGGCAUCAGCACAAGUCAUCCUGGGCCUAUCGGCAGCCGAGCUCUUAGCCUAUGAGCAACAAUUGGCAAUGAGCAAGAUGAUGAACCCCCAAUGCACCCUCUCAAGCAGGCGACGACUCUCGGAGUUGGUGCAGCCGUAGCAAGUGCUGCCAUUUACGACGGUGGCUUACAGAACCAGCAACUCUUGUACUACCUGUCAUAAAAUCCAUCCGGUACACAAUUUUCUCGGAGUCAGUCCUAUAUGUCCAGAGAUCUAUCUUUCUAUACAUAUACAUAUGUUUCACUCGUUAUGCCGCUAUGUAUAUAAUGUUUAUCUGCAGUUAUAUGAGUAGGUAUGUAUCUUAUUUGUAAGCCAUAACGUUGAUAUUCAAUAAGUAGGAUUUGGAAUGGAAGUCUA